Caenorhabditis remanei is the source of this 441-nucleotide messenger RNA. RefSeq lists its product as uncharacterized. Gene Ontology annotation, biological process: fatty acid metabolic process. The coding region runs from base 1 to 441 and encodes 146 amino acids. The transcript is spliced from 3 exons. The record is from RefSeq and is a predicted model, not a curated record. Gene Ontology annotation, molecular function: fatty-acyl-CoA binding. NCBI's taxonomy places the organism in Eukaryota, Metazoa, Nematoda, Chromadorea, Rhabditida, Rhabditidae.
AUGGUUGUUUCACUAGAUGAAAAAUUCAAAUCUGCUGCUUGGAUUAUCCAGGCACUGCCAAAAGAUGGCCCCAUAAAAACAACUGUAACCGAUCAACUUUUGAUGUACAGUCUGUACAAACAGGCGACAAUCGGUCAAUGCAAUACGGAGCAACCGUAUUUCUUCAGAAUCGAAGAACGACUGAAGUGGAAUGCGUGGAACGAGUUGGGAAAUAUGGAGAAAGACGAGGCGAAAGCUAAAUAUGUGGAGAAAAUGCUCGAGUUGUGCGACGAGGCCGAAAAAGAGCACGACCUGUUGAAUUUUCUGAACGACCCUACUGUCGCCGAGCUGCUUCCGAAACAAAAUGAGCUCCGUGAGCAUUUUGGGAAUCUGGGAAGAACUACUGUGAAGGGAUUUGAAGGAGAAACUGUCACUGUUAAUGGGGUCUCUAUCUCUUUUUGA